Nannospalax galili (Upper Galilee mountains blind mole rat) is the source of this 822-nucleotide messenger RNA. Its product is annotated as TSC22 domain family protein 1-like. The annotation marks the transcript as partial. The record is from RefSeq and is a predicted model, not a curated record. NCBI's taxonomy places the organism in Eukaryota, Metazoa, Chordata, Mammalia, Rodentia, Spalacidae. The transcript has a single exon.
UCUUCGGAGGAAAUUUUGCCUCCGUCGCUGCUCCAGCCGCCGCCUCCUGCAGCAUCUUCCAUGUCGGGACCACAGCCUCCGCCUCCACAAAGCCUGAACCUCCUCUCGCAGGCUCAGCUGCAGGCACAGCCUCUCGCGCCAGGCGGAACUCAGAUGAAAAAGAAAAGUGGCUUCCAGAUAACGAGCGUUACUCCGGCCCAGAUCUCUGCCAGCAUCAGCUCGAACAACAGCAUAGCAGAGGACACGGAGAGCUACGACGAUCUAGAUGAAUCUCACACGGAAGAUCUCUCUUCUUCCGAGAUCCUUGAUGUUUCACUUUCCAGGGCUACUGACUUAGGUGAGCCUGAACGCAGCUCCUCGGAGGAGACUCUGAAUAACUUCCAGGAAGCAGAGACACCUGGGGCAGUCUCUCCCAACCAGCCCCACCUUCCUCAGUCUCAUCUGCCUCACCUUCCACAACAAAACGUUGUGAUCAAUGGGAAUGCUCAUCCCCACCACCUCCAUCACCACCAUCACAUUCAUCAUGGGCACCACCUUCACCACGGGCACCACCAUCCAUCCCAUGCUGCUGUGAGCGGUGUAUCCAUUCCGGGAGGGCCACCCUCGAGCCCAGGGUCCAGAAAACUCUCCACAACUGGAAGUUCUGAUGGUGGUGUGCCAGUUGCACCGACUUCUGCUGUCUCAUCGAGUGGCUCACCUGCAUCUGUGAUGACUAACAUCCGUGCUCCAAGUACUACAGGCAGCAUAAGUAUAAAUUCUGUUACUGGGCCUAAUCCAACGAAUAAUGUUAACGUUGCUGCUGUGGGUGGCUUCGGCCCUAAU